Messenger RNA from Sebastes umbrosus (honeycomb rockfish), 2483 nucleotides. RefSeq names its product guanine nucleotide-binding protein subunit alpha-14-like. The transcript is spliced from 7 exons. Gene Ontology annotation, molecular function: GTPase activity; GTPase activator activity; guanyl nucleotide binding. The record is from RefSeq and is a predicted model, not a curated record. NCBI's taxonomy places the organism in Eukaryota, Metazoa, Chordata, Actinopteri, Perciformes, Sebastidae. The coding region runs from base 197 to 1261 and encodes 354 amino acids. Gene Ontology annotation, biological process: action potential; adenylate cyclase-modulating G protein-coupled receptor signaling pathway; phospholipase C-activating dopamine receptor signaling pathway. Gene Ontology annotation, cellular component: heterotrimeric G-protein complex.
CCGCCCAGAGCACCGCCUCCCCUCAGGAUUGUGGAAUGCACCUGAACUGGAUCCUACACGAGGAAGAGAUACACCUGUUCCGGGACAUAAUAAGUUUCCUUGGCAGCAGCAGGUCCGAGGAGAUAAAUAACCAUUAACCCAUCCAUUUCUAAACUAAAUCCCUGUCUAGGAGAAGCAGCUCUGUGACUUCACAACAAUGGACGAGUGCUGCCUGCCUGCUGAGAGAGUGGAGAAACUGAGAGUUCACAAAGAAAUAGAGAGACAACUUCGUCGAGAUAAGAGAGACUCUCACAGGGAGCUGAAGCUGCUACUGUUAGGGACUGGUGAAAGUGGGAAGAGCACUUUCAUCAAACAGAUGAGGAUCAUCCAUGGCAAUGGAUACAGUGAAGUUGACAGGAAAGGUUUCACCCGCCUAGUGUUUCAGAACAUCAUCACAGCCAUCCAGGCGCUGAUCCACGCCAUGAAGACUCUACGGAUCGACUACAUCGAUGACCAGAACAUUAGCCACGCACAGAAGCUGUGCCAAAUAGAGGGAGACAGGGUGUCCACUAUUGAGGCUUGGCAGGUGGACGCCAUUAGGCGAGUGUGGAACGACCACGGUGUUCAAAGAUGCUACGACCGCAGGAGGGAAUUCCAGUUAUCGGACUCUGCCAAAUAUUACAUGAGUGACUUGGACAGAAUCACAGCCCAGUUAUACAUCCCCACCCUGCAGGACAUCUUGAGGGUCCGAGUCCCCACCACGGGCAUCAUAGAGUACCCCUUUGACCUUUCAAAAGUCAUCUUCAGGAUGGUGGAUGUGGGUGGUCAGCGUUCAGAGAGGAAGAAAUGGAUCCACUGUUUUGAGAAUGUCACUUCCAUCAUAUUUCUGGCGGCCCUCAGCGAGUACGAUCAAGUCCUUUACGAGAGCGAGAAUGACAAUCGACUGCGAGAGAGCCUCGCCUUGUUUAAGACCAUCCUCUCGUACCCGUGGUUCCAAGAGUCCUCCACCAUCCUCUUCCUCAACAAAACAGACCUGCUAGAGGAGAAAAUCCUCAAGUCUCAUUUGGCGACCUACUUCCCGGCCUUCACUGGCCCUCAGCAUGAUGCUAAAUCUGCGAGACAGUUCAUCUUGCAAAUGUACCAGGAGAAGCACAGCGGGCAUCCCAAGUCCCUUUACAAACACUACACCUGUGCCACGGACACGGACAACAUCCGGGUCGUCUUCAAAGCCGUCAAAGAUACACUCUUCAAAGAGAACCUCGAGAAGUUCAACCUCGGAUAAGGAGGACAAAGUGAUGGUUUCACUUUUCAGGAACAAGGAGCCUGGUUAAACAGUAACAUGUUUUAUGGACUUUUUUAUCUGUUAUUUGCUGUCCGUUGCAGCCUGUUCAAAGACUUCGAAGAGAGGCAGCGGUGUCAGGUAAGGGACCUUUAUCUCAGCUCUGUAACACAGACAGUUUGCACCAUUUCACCAAGUGGUAGAAAAGCAUAUUUUCUAUUGCUACAGGAGAGAAAUGGUCAACUGUAAUGUCAGUUAAAGGUGCUAUUGAUAACAUUGAUAACAUUCAGCCACUAGAUGUUACGUUCUGCCUCCUAAAUUUUUUAUUAUUGUUGUUCGGACGAUUAAGCUAAUGGUGCCUUCGUGUUUACCGAGUUCGCGAGAAGAGUCCAACAGUAACGUCGAUAUUGCCAUUGCUUAGCAGCGGUGUUCUCACGACUUGACCACUUGAACGCCAAGCUUUUGUGUACACGACUUCUCAUGUUGUAAACACAAGCUCACGAGUUUCAUUUGAAGGCACAAUAAGACAGCUAAUAUGUUCUAACGUCAGUUGUCUAGGUAAAUAUUCACUUAUUCUGCAGCCUGAUGGAGACACCAGUGUCAGUGCGGCUAGGCAUGGCAGAGGCAGCCUCCUUUUUAACACUAUUUAUCCAUUUUUCCCACUCUUAACUGGCAACUACAUCACUGACGACACAAAGAUACCACGUGACACCAACGUUGUUAUGAUAUUGGCUCACAAGCCUUGUUAGAAGUGGGAACCGAAUAUCGGAUAUCUUUCACAGAGAUAAACAAAACAUUCAUUUUGGACCCGCCAAAGUUUUUUUUUUAAAUGAUGAAUUCAAAAUCAGAAUAUUUUUUAAGCCAUAAUUUUAAAGAUAAUUCUAAAAGCUCUGUGGCUGUAUUAUUAUUUUUUAGAAAAUAUUCGUCCACAUAAAAAUGUUAUCAAUAGGACCUUUAAUGGUACUGAACUGUCACUGAGGUGUUCCCUUAAUACCAUUGCUGUUUUAUAGACAAUUAGUAAAUGGUAUCAAACUGGUUCGACGAAGUCUCAUCUACUAAGAAUGCAACUCAGCCUGCCUUACAGCUCUGGGAGGAGGAAGUGAAACAAUAGCCUGCAGGGAACUAGAGUGCCUUCGUUUAUAUUUAUGCUUUUUAUGUGUGCAACAUGUAGCCUAUGAAAUCACCUUUCACUAAAAUGUAAAUAUAAAAAAUGCAAUUUUCAAAA